Austrofundulus limnaeus is the source of this 736-nucleotide messenger RNA. RefSeq names its product ankyrin repeat domain-containing protein 29. The record is from RefSeq and is a predicted model, not a curated record. Gene Ontology annotation, molecular function: protein binding. NCBI's taxonomy places the organism in Eukaryota, Metazoa, Chordata, Actinopteri, Cyprinodontiformes, Rivulidae.
CAGGAUAAUCAGCUUCCUGUGGAUCUUACGAAGAGUGAACGCAUUCUGAAAGCUUUACGUCCAAAAUGUGUGAACGUAGAGAGCUGCUGACGACUCAGACGCUCCUCCAGCAAGGAGAAACCAGAACCAGAGUCAGCUAGGCCCUGGAGCUACUCUACAUGCUACUUGUGUUGAAUUAAACAUGGGAUAACAACAGAAACUUGCACUAAAUACAGAUUAACACAAAGUACUUCAGCCUGGCAUCACUUUUCUUAUGCUUAUAUCUGUUCACACCUGCUCUUGUUUUAUGCCCAAUUCAUUUGAACAAAUACAGUAUGUAUAAAGGAAGCUCCGGUGUCCAAGUUUAUCAUAAUAAAAUUGCAAGUUUAUCAAAAUAAAAAACCACAAGUUUACUGUAGUAAAACUAUUUAUCAUAAUAAAACUACAACUUUAUUGUAGUAAAAGUCAUAAAAAACUACAAAUUUAUUUUAGAAAAACAAUUUAUCAUAGUAAAACUACAAGUUUAUUGUAGUAAAACUAUUUAUCUGACUGAGUUGACAGUUUGGAUUCGGUAGUUCAGCCAAACAGAGAUUUAACAGGAUUUAUUACAAUAAAACAACUGCAGAGGAUAAGGGACUUUCAGGCAGGAACACUCUGGAAAASAGAGGACAGGUGAGUGGCUAGGACAGAUAAAGCCCUAUUCGUAUGGGAUAAGAAUUAUCUGGGGACCCCAUGUAAUAAAAAAAUUACUCUCCAA